Messenger RNA from Oryza sativa Japonica Group (Japanese rice), 715 nucleotides. RefSeq lists its product as uncharacterized. The record is from RefSeq and is a predicted model, not a curated record. Lineage: Eukaryota; Viridiplantae; Streptophyta; Magnoliopsida; Poales; Poaceae.
GCAUAGGCUUCUCACCACACUCGAGAUUGUGCGAUCCAGUCCUAAUUAAUUAUACCGUGAGUUGAAAAUUAAUUAAGAUCACUUAAGGUCUUAAAGCUAGCAGCCAUGGCGGCAUCGUCCAAGUUGGCUUUACUGGUGUUCACUCUCCUGCUCGCCGCCGCUGCUUUCAUCCACGUCGCCUCCGCCGAAGAAACACAUGACGAUCACGACGGCGGCGAUCACGACCCGUCGCCAUCGCCGCCGGACCACGAGGACCCGUCGCCGUCGCCGCCGGACCACGAGGACGAACCGCCGCCGCCGUCGUCUCCGGGGAAGGAGGACGUCUGCAAAGGCAAGGGGUGCUGCGACUGGUCCGGCGGCGACUGCAAGCACUACUGCGACGGAUACGACGACAAAUCCUGCUGCGACGACUGGUCCGGCGACUGCCACAAGUGCUGCUCCAAGUAGCCCGGCCCGCCGUAUAUACGUCGAUAUCGCCGUACGCCGUACUAUGUGUGUAUACGACUGUAUACGCAACACAAGCUCGAUCGUAGUAUUGCUUAUUGCACUCUUCGUCGUCAUCAAUAAAUUAAGGCACGCGUGUCAGCGUGUGUACGCGGUGCCGACGUGCGUUUGUACGUACGUGUACGGCUUGCUAGGCCAUGAGUGUGAGCUCUUUCCAAAGGCUACAUGUACUAUGCGCCAGUCGAUGGCUUAUAAUAUUGUAAUAACAUAA